Harpia harpyja (harpy eagle) is the source of this 1060-nucleotide messenger RNA. It is a transcript of the gene DBNDD2, whose product is annotated as dysbindin domain containing 2. The transcript has 4 exons. The coding region runs from base 126 to 677 and encodes 183 amino acids. Gene Ontology annotation, cellular component: cytoplasm. Lineage: Eukaryota; Metazoa; Chordata; Aves; Accipitriformes; Accipitridae. Gene Ontology annotation, biological process: negative regulation of protein kinase activity. The record is from RefSeq and is a predicted model, not a curated record.
CACCGCCCCGCAGCGCGCAGCAUGGGCGAACGGCGGCCGGCGGCGGCGGGGGGGGCGGCCGCCCCGCGCUGAGCCCGGCCGCCCCGACCCCAUCCCGACCCCGGUCGCAGCAGCCGCUCCGCCGCAUGUCCGGGCCCGGGGCGCAGAGCCGCAGCCGGCGGCUGCCCGGUGACAUGGAGCAGGCACAGAGGAGCCUGGACACAGAGCAGAUGCAGCAGCAGCAGCUGAAACUACGGGACCGGCAGAAGUUCUUUGAGGAGGUUUUCCAGCAUGACGUGGAUUUCUUCUUCCCUAUGUCUCAUCUGCAGAUAGAGCAUCGGAGACCCCCCUUAGGCAGCAUUUCCUCCAUGGAGGUGAACGUGGACAUGCUGGAGCAGAUGGACAUGAUGGACCUGUCAGACCAGGACACCGUGGACGUGUUUCUGGGCUGUGGGACAGAGGAAAGCAGUGUUGCUGGGCCCCUGCCAGGAGCAGAUACCCACCAGCGCCCAGAGGAAAUCACCCUGCAAGUGCCCAAUGCAGCCGAGAGCAAGUCACGCAUUUCCUCCACGUCUUCUGUCUCCACGGAUCUGAAUAGCCUGGACACCAGUGAGGAGGGGGCCGAGACCCCCGUGGUGCAGUCAGAUGAGGAGGACCUGCAGGAGGACAGUGCCAAAGAGCAGGUGGCAAGAAGCUAGCAGCCAGCUCAGCCCUGCUCCCAGCCUCCUCCAUACAGACCUGCCAGCCCAGAGGAAGCAAAGGUGCUGGCACUCAGUAAACCCCAUCCUGGACUGCUGCCCUGCAGGAGGGGAGAGGUGGUUUUCCCCUCCUCUCCCUCCACAGGUUCUACUGGCAGCCAAAGGAAAAGGAAGGGGGUAUUGUAGGCUCCCAAAAUUAACUCUUCAGGCUUUGCUGCUAACACUCCCUGCUUCAUUCCCCAAAAUGCUCAGCAUCCCACAGCCCCACCAUUCCCAGAAAGCCAUCCCUUGGGAUCCCAGUUCCCCCGUCCUACUGACAAAGGUCCUGUCCAGACAAGCAUUUAAUGAUGGCAUACAAAGAAAUAACACUCCAGUCUAAACAA